Messenger RNA from Cylicostephanus goldi, 800 nucleotides. The record is from the annotation of a GenBank genome assembly. NCBI's taxonomy places the organism in Eukaryota, Metazoa, Nematoda, Chromadorea, Rhabditida, Strongylidae.
AUGCGCGUGUGGUGCGCGCUUGUACUGCUUAUCAACGCAGUCAACGCGCAAUUCGGCUUAUUCGGUGGCGGCGAAACGCAUCAGCCCUCGUCGCAAAUCGCAGCUUUGGGCGAUCAGUUUGGCGUUCGCGAUGCGCUUGGAGCUUGGAGCAGAGUCUUGAGAAACAUGGCUUCCCGACCGCAUUCGAAAAGGAUUGUUCCACCGGACCCACGCGAGUUCACUAUCGCUCCUAGCGUUAGGCAGGAGGAUUUGAAGAAGAUUCUGCAAGAGAAAAAGGACGGAGAUAAUAUUAUCAACGAACGAUUGCUUUAUUUACUUCUUCCAAGAAUAAAGGGCCAGUCACCUUUUACCACAACUACGCUCCCAACGACUACAACCACGACAACGACGACCACUACCACCACAACGACUACUACGCCCACUACUCCUGCCACGACAACUACAGUACCUCCCACUACCACAGAAAUGCCCACAACCGAAACGACUACUGUAGUUUCUACUACAGUAUCCCCAUCUACAACCUCAGAAGAACCUACCACCCAGAAAAAGGCCAGAAAACAGCAUAAGAAGGCUAAAUGGUCUGAUGAGGACUCCAAAGAAUUUCACUUGGAUAGUUCAGAGCUGGCCAUCCUGGAAAGAGAAUAUUUGAGAAAGUUGGCUCAGCUAAAGGCUGAAAGGAAAGUUCGAGAACAUAAACGCCAGGAUGAGUUUUCAAGUGAUGACGACAAGCAGGAAGAGGAUGAGAAAAGCGAGGAGAGAGCGGAAGUGAGAUUAAUAGGAGAUAUUUUGUUAUUUUAGAA